This is a messenger RNA of Rhizopus microsporus ATCC 52813, 477 nucleotides long. RefSeq lists its product as uncharacterized. Bases 1 to 477 code for a protein of 158 amino acids. The transcript has 6 exons. The record is from RefSeq and is a predicted model, not a curated record. Lineage: Eukaryota; Fungi; Mucoromycota; Mucoromycetes; Mucorales; Rhizopodaceae.
AUGGCAGACAGAAAAAAUAUCGGUCACCAGAAUCAUAUAGACGUCGUUACAAAAGUAGAAGCAGAUCACCUACUAGGCACAGACGCUCAUCUUCCAAGCACAGUCGUGCGAAAGCAUAAAAAGAGAAGAACUCGUUAUUCUUCUGACAGAGAUAGCAGAAGCAAUAGUAGUAGCAGUGAUAGUAGUAGUAGUAGUGACAGUAGUGAUAGCGAAAGUGAUAUAGAAGAGUAUAGCGCCAAAAAUAGAGCAAAUAACAGUAGUAGUAGUAGCCAUAGCAGUGAUAGUUCAUCUGAAGAUGAGAAAAAACGAAAGCAUAAAAGAAAGCACAAGAAGAAACAAAAGAAAGAGCAUAAAGAGGAACGUAGAAAUGCGAUUACUGGUAAAAAGCUAAAACUCAAGAUAAAAAAGACGGCAAAAGACAAGAAAGAUGAUCAGAACCGUUCACAGCUGCUUGAUUUUUUGAACGCUGCCUUUUAA